UCCUAGUGAGUGAGGGAGGGAAGUCGGCGGCUCUCGUGCUCGGCCACUUUCCCUGCGCGAUUCCCCGAGCUCCCUGCAGGAGGAGAAAGUCCCCGGCGGGUCGGGAUGGCGUAGUUGCGCCGCGGCGCAGCAGCUGCCGGAGCUCGCGGCCGCCGGGCGCUGGGCGGGGAAACUUUGCUCUGCUUUCCUGCAACUUGCGGCGGGUGGAUCUCCGUUUGACACACCGCCUCCGAGGCAAUUUGGAAAUUGGAAAGAAGGAUUUCAAAGCCACUUUUGACUUGCAAAGAUUGUCUAUAAUCUGAAGAACUACAGGCUGAGGUGACUGAACAGGACACACUUUUGGAGAAAUAAAAAUGACUUCUCAUUGUGUAAUUGUCAUGUUUGCCUUAAUGAGUUCCUGCUUAGCAACUGCAGGUCCAGAGCCUGGUGGUGCCCAGUGUGAGCUGUCGCCCGUCAACGCCUCCCAUCCGGUCCAGGCCUUGAUGGAGAGCUUCACUGCUUUGUCGGGAUGUGCCAGUAGGGGCACGGUGGGGCUGCCCCAGGAGGUGCACGUCCUGAACCUCCGUGCUGCCGACCAGGGGCCGGGCCAGCCGCAGAGAGAGGUAGGUGCGGUGCCAGCUUGCUACCCACUGCCCCUUGGCAUUUGUCUUUACACUUCUCUGGAUGUGGCGUCCUCUUCUUCCAUUCUGGGUUUAACGAGGAUGCUUGUGUAUGAACAUAAGUGGGGUGGAGGACACAAGGUACAUGAGAGAGAGAGAAGGAUUUCAAUUAAUUCAGAAGGAUUGCUCUCUGAAUUGGGCAACUCUAGGACUUCUCUCUAG
Messenger RNA from Odocoileus virginianus texanus, 821 nucleotides. The record is from RefSeq and is a predicted model, not a curated record. NCBI's taxonomy places the organism in Eukaryota, Metazoa, Chordata, Mammalia, Artiodactyla, Cervidae.